Tremella mesenterica DSM 1558 is the source of this 729-nucleotide messenger RNA. RefSeq lists its product as uncharacterized. Bases 1 to 729 code for a protein of 242 amino acids. Lineage: Eukaryota; Fungi; Basidiomycota; Tremellomycetes; Tremellales; Tremellaceae. The record is from RefSeq and is a predicted model, not a curated record. The transcript has a single exon.
AUGUCCCAAAAUACCAGUGGUGACUUUCCGGAAGACAAUCCAGACCUCACAGUUGCAAACAUGUUGGAGGAAGGUACAUAUGAUCUGACCCAAGUCGAGCUCUUUGGUGAUAUUGAUCUGAAUACCAUCGAUACCACCAAUGCAUUAGAGAGCUACCAAGGACUAAUCCCGCAGUCUAUGGGGCUACAAUCUCAUCUCCAGUCACCCUCUCAGUUGCCGCAGUACGGGUACGCUUCUCCCACAAUGGAAGAACCAUCGCGACACUCUGCCAUGCCCACUCUCAACUUGCCAUCUGAUGGGUCAUAUGGCUCUGGUACAAGCUGGCAAGCAGGUGGUACCAGGUCGCCAAAAGUUUGGACGAGAGAGACAUCAACCGGUCAGGUGAUAGUCACUAAAGGAUUGUUGGAAUUCCAACACAAUCUAGACGAGAUAGCAGCUAAGAAUGCCGUGGAUCAAACCCUAGCAGUGAUGCAGGGUAAGAUCCGAGCCCCUCGUCAACCUCGAUCCAGGCAAUCUGGGACUUCCCUCUCACAGACUCACAAAUCCGGUACACGACUGACACAACAAUCUCAUCAGUCCAACGUCGACAGCUAUGAUUUCAAUGCUCCAUGGGAUGACAACACCGCCCUUGCGGCCACAAAUCCUCAGCUCCCUGUGAUUCAUUUCACACACUUUGACGGGGACUCUGCAGUCCUUCAGCAAGAAACGUUUGAGCAGCCUCAGAGUUAG